This is a messenger RNA of Adineta ricciae, 1215 nucleotides long. The record is from the annotation of a GenBank genome assembly. NCBI's taxonomy places the organism in Eukaryota, Metazoa, Rotifera, Eurotatoria, Adinetida, Adinetidae.
AUGAUGGAUCGUUCAAUCUCUUUUGUUCUAUUUGUUCUCAUUGCGGUUUCCCUACAAAAUCAGGUUCAAACGUCGCCAGUCUUACUUUGGAGCAAUGUGGAUCUACCUGAAACGUCAAUCCCUCUCGGAACAAUCACACCACUUGAUCUGAUUUCUAAUUAUGUCUGUAAGCUAUCUAAUGAAAAAAUUCAAUUGCAUAUAGUUGCUGUCGAUGAUCUGAAUAAUGAAGACAUUCAUCGAAGUCUGAACGAUAAAAAAUCGAUCUUAGCAGAUAUUAAAAAAACGAACAACAAACUCCGUUAUUAUCCUAAUGUUAACGAAGAUAUUUAUCGAACAUUUACAUUACUUCCUCAAUCGAAUAAUAUGAAAUGUGCACAUAUACAUUUUCAAAUUGCGUCAUCACAAACAGUCCAAACACUACAUGAUGCAAUGCAUAAAAUUCAAGAAACAAUUACUGAAACUGGAACAAACACAGACAAUGCUGUUGUUAUUGCAUUGGUCGAGCACCCUACUGGCGAAGAACGCUCAUCUCGUAAACGUCGAGAAACCGUGACGGCACCAAAGAAUAAUAUCGUCAUUUCAACUAAUGGAAGCUGUAUGUUUUAUGCGAAGAAUUUAACUUGGCAUGGUGGAAGUGCUACACCUGGAGUAGCUCAAGGAUACGAUCUCGAUUACAGCACAACCACUUGCGUCCCAAAUGUAAAUUCCACAACUGGAAAUAUUACUUCAGUAAAUUUGAAUCUUGUUUGGGUGAAUCAGAAAACACCAUCGGAUAUUGUUCAUAUGACGUUGACUGCAUCUCUUCUGGGUCGCUACUGGUAUUUAACAAAUACAACAGUGAAUGGCAGUGAAUAUCGAUACUUUGCCUAUGGAAUGCACAGCCGAAUGGAUACACCGCCUAAAUAUUCAUAUGUAUGCACAACAGCUACGUUUACUCGAUAUGACUCAACAGGAAAAUAUGGUACUUACAAUGCCAACAACAAAUUCUCGAUAAGACAUUUUCAAUUUCAACCAUUCUAUGGCAAUACAUCUCAAUUCGGUCCUCCUAAUUAUUGCACAUCAUUCUUCACUAGCGGAAUCUGGAUGGGCAUUACAUCAAGUUUACUUUGCCUCGCAAUCCUCUUGUUUGGUAUCCAUCGCAUGAUGACAAUUAAAUCGAAUGAUCGCUACGACGAUCCCAAAAGCAAACCAUUAGUUAUCAAAGCACAAGAAUAA